This is a messenger RNA of Python bivittatus (Burmese python), 930 nucleotides long. Its product is annotated as olfactory receptor 14L1-like. Gene Ontology annotation, biological process: G protein-coupled receptor signaling pathway. Lineage: Eukaryota; Metazoa; Chordata; Lepidosauria; Squamata; Pythonidae. Gene Ontology annotation, cellular component: membrane. The record is from RefSeq and is a predicted model, not a curated record. Gene Ontology annotation, molecular function: G protein-coupled receptor activity; olfactory receptor activity.
CUUCUAGGGAUAUCAUUAUCAAGAAUGCAUAAUGAGACAUCUGAGUUUCUUCUCUGGGAAUUCUCAAAGAUUUGGGAGCUACACGUUAUGCAUGUAGCUUUAUUACUGAUACUGUAUUUCAUGACAGUAACAGGGAACCUUCUUAUCAUUACUGCUGUUAUUUCUGACGACCACCUUCACACCCCCAUGUACUUCUUUCUGAUAAAUUUAGCCAUGCAAGACAUUGGUUCAGUUUCAGUCAUUAUCCCCAAGGCUAUUUUUAAUUUUUUGAUGAAUAUCAGAAAUAUUUCUUAUUCUGGCUGUGUUGCCCAAGUCCUCUUGUUUGUCUUUUUCCUGGGCUCUGAUGUUUCCCUCCUUACUGUCAUGGCCUAUGAUCGGUAUGUUGCCAUUUGUAAUCCUUUGCAAUAUCAAAUGAUAAUGAACAGGAAGGCUUGCACCAUAAUGAUUGCCAGUGUGUGGACUGCCAGCCUUCUCAAUGCUUCAUUACACACUAUUGUCACUUUUACUACUCCUUUCUGCUCUAAUAUUAUCAAUCAGUUUUACUGUGAAAUGCCAUAUUUAUUUAAGAUUGCCUGUUCUGGUUUAUAUGUAUCUGAAAUUGGAGUCCUAAUGUUCACUGCUACAUUAAUAGCUGGCUGUUUUGUUUUUGUCAUUGUCACUUAUGUGCAUGCCUUCUCUGCCGUUCUGAGAAUUCCUUCAGUACAAGGAAGGAAAAAAGCCUUCUCUACUUGCCUACCACACCUCAUUGUCUUUUCCAUAUUUUUGUUUACUGGUUCCAUUGCUUACCUAAAGCCUAUAGCUGACAGUCCUUCAUUCCUUGACUUGAUAAUAACAAUAAUGUAUUCCAUUAUUCCAGCUAUGUUGAAUCCAUUAAUCUAUAGUAUGAGAAACAAAGACAUCAAAGUCACUCUUUCAAGAGUUUUUGGUUAA